Thelazia callipaeda (thelaziosis nematode) is the source of this 315-nucleotide messenger RNA. NCBI's taxonomy places the organism in Eukaryota, Metazoa, Nematoda, Chromadorea, Rhabditida, Thelaziidae. The record is from the annotation of a GenBank genome assembly.
AUGCAUGCUAUUCGCGAUUCUACUGAGUCAGAUCAAACAGUCAUUCAAACAGUGCCACCACCCCCAUCGUCAACAGCAACCCGUAGUGUGUUGUCUUCUUGUGAGGAUCAAGCACUCAUUACAACUGGAGUUGAAGUACCGUCAACUGGUGGAUUACUUUCCGUAAAUCCAGCUCUUAUUGAUCCGGCUAUCGAUCCUAGUGCAUCAUUUUCUGAUCAAGGCGAAUUUGAACUUCCACCACCAAUGAGUGAACUAAGCAGCGCUGUAGCAGAUGCCGCUGCAUCCAGAAAUACAUCAAUUGGUUUCCGUAUUUAA